AUGGCUCCGAGCUCAUUUAAAACUCAGACACCCGGGCGUCUCGCGAUUUAUGGUCCUCUCAUCCCAACACUGACCACCAUGGCCAUCCGUAACCUGGUGAAUCUUGCCUUGUCUGGUGUUUCUGAUGAGGUGGACUCAAACGGUAACCUCGUCUUGGAGUCUCCUAGCAUACUGGAAUGGGAUGGGGAGACUAGAAGAAAUCUCUUCGUUGCAAUACCAUUCGCCUUCGAGCCUCGCAUAUUGAAAUGGAGGGAAGAUGUCGCCAACGCUCCAUUCGCUGACCUUCGACCGGAUGAGGCAGUUCGCCAUAACUUUUGUCUUCCCGUCAAUCGACUACCGAACGAACUUGUGUUGACCAUCUUCGAUCUCUACCGCGCUUCUUACGGCGAUCCUUAUACAACAACGGAAUCGCAUCCGGUCAUGACCCUCCUUCAGGUUUGCCAUCGGUGGCGACAUCUAGCCAUGGAAAGCCCGUCACUUUGGACCUCUAUCAUCGCGGACAACGCCCAGAUGUCUCGCAUAGCCCUGGAACAGUCGAAGGACUCCCCUCUCAAUGUGUACCGUUUCGACUAUGAGCCCCGCAACGACGCGGACGAUGCUCUCGUGCUUGUUCUACAGCCAGAAUAUUUCCCCCGCGUUCGUGUGUUAGAGCUUGCUUUCCAAUCGGACACCCGCGAAUGCAUGGAGAACAUGCUGGACCGCUGCUCCGCUCCCGCCCUCGAGAGGCUAUUUAUGGCUUCAGGAGACUCGCAAUUUCUCGAUUUUCAGGCAACCUUCCUCAAUGGCGGAGCGCCGAGGCUACACCGAGCAGAAUUCAGGAACUGUGCCCCCCACUGGGGUCCAUCGCUUUUUUGUUCAGGCAUAGUGGACUUACUGCUGACCGACUUUCUGUGCCCUCCAACUUCCUCCGAUAUGGAUGCGUUCGUCAAAGCUCUGGCUCGACUCGAGUGUAUGGAGACCCUGUUCAUCCAGUUUCAGGAUUCUCAAAAUAAUGCGGUCUCCAACUCGCCGCCCCGACCAAAUGCUUCUCCUACCUCUUUGCCGAAUAGCCUGCAAUCUUUGAAAGUCACAGGAACAAUUACCCACUGCGCCAGACUUCUCACCCAUCUAGCACGCGUUGCAACUAUCCCAGUGGUCGGCCUAAACGUCGAGCACAGGCCCGACCUCGAGGAUUGGGCCAAAGAAUGUUCCCGGCUGGUCAAGGAGCUCCGCCGGCAGUUCAAGCCUAUUUCUUACGACUUCGUCCGUAUCGAUGGAUUGGACGGCUGUGGGUUCAGCUUCGAAGCACUUGAAGAAGGUUACCUUGAGUUCUGUUUCCGCAUCUCUUAUCCACCAAACGCAGUACCCUUCGAGACUAUGCUAGCCUGCUCUUCCUCAAUCGUUCGCCGGUUGCCUUUCACCUACCCGUUCAACCUUUCCGUAUCUUCUCUCAGUCCCAUCCCUAGCUCCUGGCUUAUCUCCACCUUCUCCCACCUCUCGUUCGCAGUCGAAGAGCUCUAUCUGACCGGAGAAUCACUCGUCGACGAGUUCAGCACGAUUUUCGGCAUGCCUUUGGAAUCGACGACGCUAGGCAAGGACCAGUACGACGAGUCGGAUCCUUCCGUCUUUUUGUUCCCGGCACUCGCAUUCAUUUCGUUGAAAGACGCGAAGCUGGACUUACUGCUCUACGCGGCGGAUGACGGCCCUUUCGAAUCUGGGUCUCUAUAUCAGGGCCUGGAAGCCCGUCGUGCGGUAGAAGGCUUGGGUCUCCAUCGCCUCCAGAUCAUCGAAUGUCAGAUUUCCGCCCAGACUGUAGAAGACGCGAGAAGGGUGGUAGACGUCGUUACCUGGGAUGAGGAGCCUGAAGUCGUCGACGACGAUGCGCUGGUAGAUGAUGAUGGUGAGAUGACCGAUGAAGAGGUUGAUGACGACGAGCUCGAGAUCGAUAAGGGUGGAGAUCGUGGACCUGACAGUAACGAAGCUGACAGCCAGGUCUAUUAUAGCGAGGAAGAGGGCGGCAUUAUUUAUGUUAGUGAUUCGGAGGAUGAGAAAGCAAUCAAACCUGGAUUGAUUCGCGCCACAUUCAUACUUGGAGAGGUGCCACUGCUGCGUUGA
Stereum hirsutum FP-91666 SS1 is the source of this 2094-nucleotide messenger RNA. RefSeq lists its product as uncharacterized. Bases 1 to 2094 code for a protein of 697 amino acids. The record is from RefSeq and is a predicted model, not a curated record. NCBI's taxonomy places the organism in Eukaryota, Fungi, Basidiomycota, Agaricomycetes, Russulales, Stereaceae. Gene Ontology annotation, molecular function: protein binding. The transcript has 3 exons.